Aspergillus bombycis is the source of this 828-nucleotide messenger RNA. Its product is annotated as oxidase ustYa family protein. Gene Ontology annotation, biological process: mycotoxin biosynthetic process. Bases 1 to 828 code for a protein of 275 amino acids. The record is from RefSeq and is a predicted model, not a curated record. NCBI's taxonomy places the organism in Eukaryota, Fungi, Ascomycota, Eurotiomycetes, Eurotiales, Aspergillaceae. The transcript is spliced from 5 exons.
AUGCGCCAUUCAGUAUCAGAUUCCGACGUGGACGAGAAGCUUCUCUCCGAUGAGGAGGCCACUUGGCCGCGUGAGCAGAAGCAAAAUGAGAGCCUAUUCAAGAGAUGUGCAAAAUGGUUUCUUUUUGUUGCAGUCGCCGUAUUCUCCUGCUUAAUAGGUGUUGUUCUGGGACGUCAGCAGCACAAUCUGGAUAAGGCCUGCACUCGACAACUUACCCAAUACUCCCCCGUAAUCCCAGAAGUCGGGAUCGAAUACCACCAAGAACAGUUCAAUGGCUCGUUCCUCAAAGAAAACAUCUAUCGGCAAGAAGCAAGCCCUGAAGUAGAUGCUGCAUGGGAAGCUCUUGGUGUCAACUACAGAAGUCUUAGAGUCCCUGCAGAAGAGGCUCAAAAGUCGGGACUUGCUCCUGACCAAGUGAAGAUCAACGAAAAGUAUGGAGGAGGGUAUCCUGCAAACGUUGAGGGGUUGCAUCAUCUGCACUGUUUGAAUCUCCUCAGACAGUCCCUCUACUACAACUACGACUACUAUCAUGAGCAGGGCCAGGGUGCCUUCGUGAACAAUGAUCAUAUUGUCCGACGCCACGUGUCCCAUUGCCUAGACAUUAUACGACAGCAGCUCAUGUGCACCGUUGACAUCGGCGUCCUUGGCCAAGUUUGGGUCCACCCGGAGAACCCCGAGCCAUUCGUCGAUUUCAAUACGCAGCACAAGUGUCGAAACUUUGAAGCUAUCCGGCAAUGGGCAGAGCGCAAUCAGCUUCCUGAAACUGUGCCCCAGGACUUUCUGCAACCGCCAAAGAUCGAGGAUAGAGUGUAUAAUGAGAUUCCAUGA